AUGGCUUGUGCGGAUGCUCAGAAGGUUCUUUAUGAUACUCACAUGCUGUUAGAGGAAGCAGAGUAUUGGUUAGAUAAUGCUAGACAGAGAUUUGAGGCUAAUGGUAUUGCGCUAACUUGGGUUAUUUUUAGGGAUGCAUUCUUGGAAAAAUAUUUCUCAGUUGAUGUAAGUAGUAAAAAGGAGAUCGAAUUCGUUGAACUUAAGCAAGGGAAUAUGACUCUUGCAGAUUAUGCUUCUAAGUUUGAGGAAUUAUCUAGGUUUUUCCCUCACUAUAAUGGGGUAGAGGCUGAAAUGUCCAAAUGCAUUAAGUUUGAGAAUGGACUUCACCUAGAGAUCAAACAGUUUAUUGGGUAUCAGGAAAUUCGUCAGUUCUCCGUGUUGGUCAACAAGUGUCAUAUAUAUGAUAAAGACAUUCGUGUUAGAUCUGCUCACUACAAGAGUGUUAGUGAGAAGAAGAAUGGAAACCAGAGUCGUGGCAAGCCAGAAAUGGCUGGAAGAAAUUAUCGCACAAUCGUUGAUGCCUUGGCAACUUUGGCUCAGGUUUUGCAAGCUCAGCAGAAUCCAGUGGUUGAAGAUGUUGAAUCUCGUGGGUUGGAUAGGAUUCAGAGAAAUAAACCACCAACCUUCAAAGGAAGGUAUGACCCUGAAGGUGCUUAA
Lathyrus oleraceus (garden pea) is the source of this 657-nucleotide messenger RNA. RefSeq lists its product as uncharacterized. NCBI's taxonomy places the organism in Eukaryota, Viridiplantae, Streptophyta, Magnoliopsida, Fabales, Fabaceae. The record is from RefSeq and is a predicted model, not a curated record. The transcript is spliced from 2 exons. The coding region runs from base 1 to 657 and encodes 218 amino acids.